GAGUACCAGAGGAUAAUUGCUGCGGUUGGAGUUCAAUAAGUUCAUUCUAAAAGACCCCAGGAACAGACCGAGUGGAGUGUGACUAUUGAAUAAUUGAUUCAAAGAAGGGAGGUGCCACUCAUCAGACCGGAGCAUGAUGACUUUGUAGAAUGAACAUAGUGUUAGGCACCGUUGACAGUUUUACGGUGCAUUUUUGCCAGACUUUCAACACUACAGUACACACAAAAGGCGGGACCACGCUUCACUGGCAUACAAGGCAAGCAAAAGGACAACCAACUGAUCAUUUUUAAGCACGCGAGGUUUGAUCAAUUUAGUUUGAAAACGCUGGGAGAGAGAAAGUAAUUAUGGAUAUAUGGUGGUUUACAAGGGUUCCAAAUAAGUCAACAUUAAAAACCAUAUGAAGUUAAUAACAACCUUAAAAAUUCGGCUUUGCGUUCCAGCGUCAAGAAGAGAAGUGUUCGAACUGCGUUAAGGUCUCGUCGAAUAGGAUUGUUUUAUAUCCAGAACGAUGGUAUUGGACAACGAGGACAGUGAGUGCUCGAAUAGCUUUUUCUUCAAUUCUGUCCACUGAAUGGCAUGAGAUGGAAAGCCUAAGGGCUGUGCCGGCUGCAAGAGGGGGAUCAAGGACCGCUUCAUGCUCCAGGCUAUAGGCAGAUACUGGCAUGAAGACUGUCUCAAGUGUGCCUGCUGUGACUGUCGCCUGGGUGAGGAAGGCUCCACUCUCUACACAAAAGCCAACCUGAUCCUCUGCCGGCGAGAUUACCUCAGGCUCUUUGGCUUGACAGGGAACUGUGCAGCAUGCAGUAAGCUGAUCCCUGCCUUUGAGAUGGUGAUGAGAGCCAAGGAGAAUGUCUACCAUUUAGACUGCUUUGCCUGCCAGCUCUGCCGCCAGAGAUUUUGUGUGGGGGACAAGUUUUUCUUCAAGGACAACAUGAUACUUUGCCAGCUGGACUAUGAAGGAGGGAAUUGGAAAGGAAACGAUGAGAAACAAGUUCAGUGAAUGCUUCUGCUCUCUGCUGGUCAGAUACCAGGCUCAUCUCAAUGAACCUAUGUUCAGCGUUAGUGCUAAAAUGCACAGAAAAGCCACAGAUAUACAGCAAUUUAUAUUGCUGUUUUCAGACUCUGGACUCCAUGCUCCGUGAAGUGAAUUGCUAAGAUGUAUCAUUGUGUUCAAUAUCUGUACAAAUGUCUGUUAUUUUUUUACUUUAUAGAAGUUGAUGGAUUGAGUAGAGUUGACUCUUAACUGGAUGAAAUAGACUCUGAAUUGAUCUAACAAUUUAUUUUGAUGAUAAUGAAAAGUAUGUGUGAAAUCUGGUGGGUGCAAAAACCCUGUAGUUUGCCUAUUGGCAACUGAAAGAGAGACUGGACCACUGCCUGCUGAAUUACAUUUACUUACUGAGUGAGAAUAAAGAAUAUUGCACAGGAAACACUUUUUUUCACAUACUUUUGCCAACUUUGGUAGUUAAUUCUAA
Molecule: messenger RNA, 1472 nt
Organism: Osmerus eperlanus (European smelt)
Lineage: Eukaryota; Metazoa; Chordata; Actinopteri; Osmeriformes; Osmeridae
Product: rhombotin-1-like
Exons: 4
Coding region: 635-1000 (121 amino acids)
Biological process (GO): positive regulation of transcription by RNA polymerase II
Cellular component (GO): nucleus
Molecular function (GO): transcription coactivator activity; DNA-binding transcription factor binding
Source: RefSeq, a predicted model, not a curated record